Molecule: messenger RNA, 935 nt
Organism: Photinus pyralis (common eastern firefly)
Lineage: Eukaryota; Metazoa; Arthropoda; Insecta; Coleoptera; Lampyridae
Product: juvenile hormone acid O-methyltransferase-like
Exons: 3
Coding region: 75-893 (272 amino acids)
Source: RefSeq, a predicted model, not a curated record
CAACGUAAUGGUUUGAUCAUUUGCGCGUAGUAAGAUGAGGAGAUCUUUGUUUGAUAUUGUUCGAGAUAUUAGUAAUGAACAGAGCUGAAUGCUUUAUAAAAUACAACCUCCCCGCAGAAAGGGAGGCGAAGAGUGCUGUGGAGAAAUUGCUGACCUUCGUUAAAUGGAAAAAGCACUGCAAAGUGUUGGAUGUGGGAUGUGCAACAGGCAACGUAACGCACGAUGUUCUUCGACCAAAGUUACCAGUAACCACAAGCAAAGUUAUCGGGAUCGAUAGGGACAGGACCGUAGUGGAAUAUGCCAAUGCUAAGUAUGGAGGAGGAAAAUUACGCUUUCAACACGUUGAUAUUGUCCACGACCGAAAUUUCGUGGAUUCUCACCUCAAUUAUUUUGACCACGUCGUUUCCUUCUCGUGCCUUCACUUUGUCCGUGAACAAGAGACAGCGCUAAAACAUAUUCAUAAAAUGCUGAGACCCGGAGGUGACUUCAGCUUUUCCUGUGUCACCUCCAGCAAUUUCUUCAAGGUCAUCGCUCAUAUGGCUCUAACGGACAAGUGGCGCCCUCACAUCGCUGACUACGAAAACUUCAUCUCGCCCUAUCAGUUCUCGCAGAACCCCCUAGGCGAACUAGAAGAUCUUCUGGUUAAAGCAGGAUUUCGCGUCACGAAUCUGACAAUUGAACCAAGAGGAGCGAAACUGUCACUCUCGUACUGGCCAGGGCACUUCAUCUCGCACAUUCCAAUGGAAAUUCCAGCAGAUCUUCAUCAAGAAUUCGGACUCUCAAUAUUGAAGACAAUCAGAGAGCUCAAUUUGUGUGGUUUCGAUGAAGACCACGUGGAGUACUUCGAUUGUUAUUUCGAUAGUGUCUUUAGUCACGUGAUAAAGCCAGAUUGAUUACUGCCACAACUUAUUUUUGGACUGUGAAAAAUUCAUUAA